AUGAUUUCUUCCCCCGCUUCUGCCGCUAACACUUUCUUAUUCCUUCAUCGAGUCCCGUCCUGCAGGUCCCGGAGAGUAGGGUCCCCCCUGACAUUUCCUCCUCACUUCUCGCCAUCCUUUCGUGGCUUGCCCUCCAGUCGCCUCAUCAAGCAACCAACAAGCUUCAACCAUCAAGCUUUACCUUGGGCACUCUCCUCUCUGUUCAUCUCCCUCUGCUGCUGCAGCGCCGCAACCUGCAUUCUCCCUCGCCUGCUAGGGAGCGUGCCUCGCUAG
This is a messenger RNA of Colletotrichum paranaense, 273 nucleotides long. RefSeq lists its product as uncharacterized. The record is from RefSeq and is a predicted model, not a curated record. The coding region runs from base 1 to 273 and encodes 90 amino acids. The transcript has a single exon. Lineage: Eukaryota; Fungi; Ascomycota; Sordariomycetes; Glomerellales; Glomerellaceae.